Molecule: messenger RNA, 2110 nt
Organism: Linepithema humile (Argentine ant)
Lineage: Eukaryota; Metazoa; Arthropoda; Insecta; Hymenoptera; Formicidae
Gene: l(3)77CDf
Product: phosphatidylserine synthase 1 homolog l(3)77CDf
Biological process (GO): phosphatidylserine biosynthetic process
Molecular function (GO): L-serine-phosphatidylethanolamine phosphatidyltransferase activity
Source: RefSeq, a predicted model, not a curated record
AUUGCACGACGUAAAGUCGCGCGCGAGCACGGGUGUGUUGACGCAUCGCGGAAGUUCACGCGAGUCUAUUGCACACGUUCACGGGUGGAUACGUUUGACGCGCCGAUGGUGGUCGAACGUGGUUGAGGCUGAACACAAGAACAUCGAGGAUGACGAUAGAGUACCAACAUCCUGAUGACGCGGCGGAUGACGAUGCCGAGGACCACAGGCUCCGUGCCGGGACCGACAGCUUCCCGAACAUCAACGAGAGGCCCGUCGAUGACAUCUCCCUCGAGUUCUUCUACAAGCCGCACACGAUCACCCUGCUGCUCAUCUCUAUCGUCACUGUCAUAUAUUCAGCCUUCACCAGAAACACCACCAAUGUGGAGGAGAACAUGUGGGCUGGCAUGCUGUGCAUCGUUUUCUUCUUCCUCAUCAUAUCGGUCUUGACUUUUCCGAAUGGACCGUUUACGAGGCCGCAUCCAGUAGUGUGGCGGAUAGUAUUUGGCUGCAGCGUGCUCUAUCUGAUGGGGCUGUUAUUCUUACUAUUUCAAAAUUAUCAGACGGUCAGGCGAAUCCUGGUGUGGGUAGAUCCAGGCCUGGCAUCCUUCCAUAUCGACAUGGACAAGGAGUACGGCGUCAAUUGCUCGGACGUCACCGUGGAAAAGAUCUGGAAUCACCUAGAUGUGUUCGCGCUGGCUCAUUUUCUCGGGUGGACCUUCAAAGCCGUCCUCAUUCGCCAUCUCGGCAUCCUCUGGGCCAUCAGCAUCAUGUGGGAAGUGACGGAGAUCGCCUUCGCCCACCUGCUGCCGAAUUUCAUCGAGUGCUGGUGGGACGCGCUGAUACUCGACGUUCUUGUGUGCAACGGACUGGGUAUCUGGGUUGGCCUAAAGAUCUGCUCCAUAUUGGAGAUGAGGGAAUACAAGUGGGUAAGCAUUCGUGACAUCGAAAGCACCACCGGAAAGCUGAAGAGAGCAGUGCUGCAGUUCACUCCUGGUAGUUGGACGUCCGUCAGAUGGCUGGAUCCGACGUGCACCAGUAUGCGAUUGGUUGCACUAUGUCAGCUGGUGAUAUUCUGGCAAGUUUCCGAACUGAAUACCUUCUUCCUCAAGCAUGUCUACGAGUUUCCUCCGUCUCACCCCUUUGUCGUGGCCAGAUUAGUGCUUAUCGGUGUCAUUGUCGCACCCUCAGUUAGGCAGUAUUACAUGUUCGUGACUGACCCGACGUGCAGUCGAGUGGGAACUCAAUGUUGGGUCUACGGGGCAAUCAUGGUGACUGAAGCCUUAUUGUGCAUACGCCACGGCGCCGCCCUAUUUGAGCGCACUCAGGCCCUCAAUAUUCUCCUUUGGCUCCUUUGCCAAUCUCUAGUCUCCGUUCUCUGCGUGUACGGCUGCGUCUUGUGGACUCAGUAUUUCGAGACGGGAAAGAAAGCCACUUUAAGGCGGUCCGUCUCCCAUAUGGGCAACUUUGACACAGAUGCAAGCGGGUUUGUGGUUCGCCGUACGAAAUCUGUGGAGGAAGUGGACAAGAAGGCGCUGUGAAAGAGAAAAUGUAAAGGACCGCUCGAUGGUGAACUGUGAACGUUAAUGACACUUUCUAGUCGAAGUCGCGCUAGUAGAAGUUCAUAAGAUGCGUGGAGAUGUGUGCGUGCGAAUCAAUUGUGCAUGACUGUCUCUCGGCUGUUGUGUGAGUGUCUCCGAGGCUAUUGUUACUUUGUUCCUCAAAAUAAAAUGGAGACUGUUUUAAAUGUCGCUUAAGUGGACCGCGGACGUCCCGAUUCAGUUUAAGUUUGACGUAAGCCUCGCAUGAAAAUCGUUUAUUGAUUUAUAUUCAUAAGCAUAGUGUCCGUAAACAUUGUUCCAUUGUUCGCCUAUUUGUUUCCUCUUAACGUUAGCUGUAACGUUACCUUGCAAACUACGUGCGUUUGCGAACGUGUUCAUUGGAACGUUAUUUUUAAAACUAAGACACAUUAGAUAUAUUUAUUGCACAUGAAUAAUAUUCUCUGUACAAACCAAAGAUUACAGAAACGAAACACACGUUCUUCGACUUUUUUUUUUCAAGUAAAUGUAAAAAGAAAAAAACGCGAUUUUAUCGCGUCAUUCAAGAGUGAAAGCGCGAAACGAUACAAACA